This is a messenger RNA of Manacus vitellinus (golden-collared manakin), 2725 nucleotides long. RefSeq names its product transforming growth factor beta 3 (gene TGFB3). The transcript is spliced from 7 exons. The record is from RefSeq and is a predicted model, not a curated record. Bases 1 to 1440 code for a protein of 479 amino acids. Gene Ontology annotation, biological process: SMAD protein signal transduction; BMP signaling pathway; regulation of cell population proliferation. Gene Ontology annotation, molecular function: type II transforming growth factor beta receptor binding; type III transforming growth factor beta receptor binding; growth factor activity. Gene Ontology annotation, cellular component: extracellular region. Lineage: Eukaryota; Metazoa; Chordata; Aves; Passeriformes; Pipridae.
AUGCCCCGCAGCGAGGCGCGGUGCCCUCAUAUGUGGCGCAAAGGCAUCACAGUCGCAGGUGUUCACCCCGCGGCCGCCUCCCGCCACGCCAGGCGGCUGCUAAGGACCCGGCGGCCGGCGCACGGCAGCCAACCGGCGGGCGGUACUCAGGGGGCGCCCAAGCCGCCUCCCCGCCGGGUGCCCUCCGCCCCGCGCUCCGUCCCGGACCGCCUAAAGCCCGCGCCGCGCUUCGGAGAGGCCGGCCUCACCCGGCCCGCUCACCCCCGGCGACGCCCCACCGUCGCGCGCGCCCCGCUCGCUCUCGGCUUCAGCCUCACCCCAUCCGCGCCGCCGGCCGGGUUCCGGCGCACUAGCCGCCCCGUCCGCCCCGGCGACCGCGGCCCGGCAGAGACAGCCGGCACUGAACUGCGCGCCAGGAGCUCCGGACAGCCACGGCAACAUCCAGCGCCCUGGCAAUCCUUAAACCUUGGCCUGACCGCCGGUGACGGCAGUGCUGCAAUACGUCAUGCAGGUGCUCUGUUACCCGGUUUUAAUCCCACGUGCAGUGGGGCAGAUGAGUUGGGCAUUUGUCCAAAAGGUGUCACCUCCAACGUGUUCCGCUUUAACGUGUCUUCGGCAGAGAAGAACAGCACCAACUUAUUCCGAGCUGAGUUUCGUGUGCUGCGUGUGCCCAACCCAAGCUCUAAACGCAGUGAGCAACGCAUCGAGCUUUUCCAGAUCCUUCGUCCGGAUGAGCACAUAGCGAAGCAGCGGUACCUCAGUGGCAGGAAUGUGCAGACACGGGGCUCCCCUGAGUGGCUGUCCUUUGAUGUCACCGAGACUGUGCGUGAGUGGCUUCUGCACAGAGAGUCCAACCUUGGCCUGGAAAUUAGCAUACAUUGUCCUUGCCAUACUUUUCAGCCCAACGGGGACAUCUUGGAGAGUUUGCAUGAGGUCCUGGAGAUCAAGUUCAAAGGCAUUGACAGUGAGGAUGACUAUGGCCGUGGGGACUUGGGGCGCCUGAAGAAGCAGAAAGACUUGCAUAAUCCCCACCUCAUCUUGAUGAUGUUACCCUCACAUCGACUGGAGAGCCCAGUGUUGGGAGGCCAGAGAAAGAAACGGGCCCUGGAUACCAACUACUGUUUCCGGAACCUGGAGGAGAACUGCUGCGUGCGUCCUCUGUACAUUGACUUCCGACAGGACCUUGGCUGGAAAUGGGUCCAUGAGCCCAAGGGCUACUUUGCUAACUUUUGUUCGGGCCCUUGCCCGUACCUCCGCAGCGCAGACACCACUCGCAGCACGGUUCUGGGUUUAUACAACACGCUGAACCCUGAGGCAUCUGCUUCACCCUGCUGUGUGCCCCAGGACCUGGAGCCGCUCACUAUCUUGUACUAUGUUGGGAGGAACCCCAAAGUGGAGCAGCUCUCCAACAUGGUGGUGAAAUCCUGCAAAUGCAGCUGAAAGGCCCCCUGGCCCACCCAAAGCCAAGAGAAAAACUGUCAGCACCCACUCUCCUGCUCCCAGGCUAACACAAAGAGAACUGGGGGUCAGAGACUACGCAUGCUGAGGGCCAAGUGCCAAACCCUGUGGCUUAAAGUCUGACAGCCUUUGGGGAUCUCUUCUGGAACACUUCUUGGUUGUCUUGGCAGUGCAGCGUUCCUUCUAGGAGUUACUUUGGUGACACAAAGGCCACUCUCCAAAAUGGCUGGACAGUUGGUGCGGAAGUGGAGGAUAAGGUGGAGCAACUGCUGUGUAUUUGAAUGCUGGGUGGUUGAGCUGGGAAAAUGAGAAUGAGAAAGCAGGUGCAAGGGGGAAUGGAAAUGGGGAGAUGUUUUCUAUUCUAGCUUUAGCUAUCUUAAGACCUUAGCCCUCCCCACUGGCUUGAAGUACUAAGGCUUUCCCUGUAGGAGGAAACCUUGAAAGUUUCUUUAGAGAAGGAAAAUGCACCAAGAUGGGAAGUUGCUGAGAGAAGAAAUGCUCAGAGAUAAAGACUUUUGUUCCUCAGAGCUGUGAUCCAAGAGUCCUGCAACUGAAACCAUGUCUGCCAAACCUCUAAGUUCAGCUGACACAUCCUGCCUGUUGGUUUCCACAUGCAAACUGCAAGGCUCCCAGCCAGCGUACUGAGGGUGGGCAAAUACAAGGAAAGAGGGUGCUGAGUCCAUUUUCAGAGGGUCUGGUGUCUCCAUCCAGCUCUUUCACCUUCCUGGAUUUUCUAAGAGAUGGUUUCGGGUGAGGGCAGGAGCAAUAUCUGGGGGUACCUGAAUAUUGGGCCCAUUCAUUCGUGAUCUGACACACCCUGAGGACCUCUUGUCUGUUGUGGUUUGUGAGGUGCUUUGGGGUGGUCUGCACCUGUUCUGCAUGAUGACCUGAACAUGACCCAGGUCUCACCUGCCAAGACUUAAAAAAUAGUAAUCUCAAAAACUUUGCAAAAAAAUAAAUAUUUUGGGGGGAGAUGCUAAUUUUUUCACAAGCAAGUUGUUUGUUGGAGAGUUAGAUGAUUUGCUGUUUUUAAAGUGCUACCACUGUGGCAUACUCAGUCUAAAAUUUUUACGCUUUCCAAAAUGUCUCCUCAAAAGAACAGACAGAAUUUAGGUUGGCAAGAGAAUCCCAAAAUGGAAAUUCCAUGUUACCCGCAAACUGCGCCUUGUGUAUAUGUGCCCUGUCUCACCCUAGUCCUUCAGACAUGUAUAUUACCUCUGGCAUCUGCUUUUGAUAGAUUCAUAUAAAGCUCCCUUCAAAUGUAAAA